Messenger RNA from Prunus armeniaca (apricot), 1524 nucleotides. The record is from the annotation of a GenBank genome assembly. Lineage: Eukaryota; Viridiplantae; Streptophyta; Magnoliopsida; Rosales; Rosaceae.
AUGGGAGAAAGGGGUCGGGGCUUUCAGGUGGAUCCGAAUUUGCCCAGAUAUGUCUGCCAGAACUGCCGCAACUCUCUCUGCAUCGUCGGCGCCGAUUCCUAUGCCGAAAAGUUCUUCAACGAUUUCUCUCGCUCCGGCAUGCAGGGCUCUUCAAUGCAUGGGGCAAACAGUGUGUUAUCAACACGGAUGGACAAUUCUUUUGUUGUGUUACCAAAGCAAAGACCCCAGGCACAAGGAGUCCCUCCUCGUCCUCGUGUUGGAGCCGCCCAAACAAGCCAGUCUGGAAAGGCAAUGGAUGAGUCCUUUGUGGUUGUUUAUAAAUCUGAGUCAUCAGCAGAUGGUGGUGGGGCCCAGUUGCCGUCACCUGAUGGAGGACCCAAUGGUCCUUUGCAGCCUAACAAUUCUGGGUUUCACUCUACUAUAACUCUCCUGAAACGGGCAUUUGAAAUUGCCACCACCCAAACACAAGUCGAGCAACCUUUAUGUCUUGAAUGCAUGAGGGUAGUGUCUGAUAAACUUGACAAGGAGGUUGAAGAUGUGAAUAGGGACAUUAAAGCCUAUGAAGCCUGUCUUAAACGCUUGGAGGGAGAGACAAGGGAUGUUCUUAGUGAGGCUGAUUUUCUAAAGGAAAAACUAAAGAUUGAGGAAGAAGAGAGAAAACUUGAAGCAGCAAUUGAAGAAAUGGAGAAACAGAACGCGGAAGUAAAUAAUGAGCUGAAGGAACUUGAGUUAAAAUCUUGCAGAUUUAAGGAAUUGGAGGAGCGGUACUGGCAUGAGUUCAAUAAUUUUCAGUUUCAAUUAAUUUCGAAUCAGGAAGAGAGAGAUGCAAUUUUGUCCAAGAUAGAAGUUUCACAGGCGCACUUGGAGUUGUUGAAACGAACUAAUGUGCUCAAUGAUGCCUUUCCUAUCUGGCAUGAUGGAGAAUUUGGUACCAUCAACAAUUUUCGACUUGGACGACUUCCAAAAAUGCCGGUUGAGUGGGAUGAGAUAAAUGCUGCCUGGGGCCAAGCCUGCCUUCUCCUCCAUACCAUGUGUCAAUAUUUCCGUCCAAGAUUUCAAUAUCGAAUAAAAAUACUUCCUAUGGGCAGCUACCCUCGGAUUAUGGACAACAACAACACUUAUGAGCUGUUUGGUCCCGUGAACUUAUUUUGGAGCACUCGGUAUGACAAAGCAAUGACAUUGUUCUUGACAUGCCUUAAAGACUUUGCUGAGUUUGCAAAUUCCAAGGAUCAAGAAAACAACAUACCACCUGAAAAAUGCUUUAAAUUGCCAUACAAGAUUGAGAAUGACAAAGUGGAAAGCUAUUCUAUCACUCAAAGCUUCAAUAAGCAGGAGAAUUGGACUAAAGCUCUAAAGUACACCCUCUGCAAUUUGAAAUGGGCUCUGUAUUGGUUUGUUGGGAAUACGAACUUCCAGCCUCUUUCUGCAGUGUCUUCACAUGCUGAAGUUCCAGGCGUUGGCUCAUUGUACACAAGACGUGGUACCGACUCCAAGUCUGAGUUCCGAAACUCAUCUAAUCCAUGA